UCUUCGGCCUCAAAACGCAGGCGGUUGGCAGCUCCUGAGCCGCUCAGCAUGGCGCAUCGCUGGGCGAACAAAUACCCGAAAUCUGUGCUGAUGGAAGCGUAUCAAAUAUGGGGAGGAACUCCCGUUUUCACUGUGGAAGAUGGCCCUCCCCCGCCAGCCUCGCCGAAGUUCACGUGUUAUUUGACCAUUCCUACUGUGCACACGCCGAACGGCGGCUUCGAAGAGACGCGCUUCACCGCUUGGGCCCGCUCAAAAAAAGCCGCGGAACACUCAGCAGCAGAGAAAUCGCUGGAAUUCAUCGUAAGCAGGGGCCUGCUUCAAGCCCCCAACAAUGCAGCCGUCGUUCCCGGCCUUGUGGGGAGUCCAGGAGUGGGCGACAUGCCUCUGGAGGAGGUGCGCCUCCUGCAGCAGAGGCUGAGGAUCCUCAGCGUUCAGUUGGCUGCAGCUGGCCAUGGGGAGGCACCCGCAAGCAGUGGCUUUGCUCUGCCAGAAGAUGAAGAGGCCGGUGCUGUGACACCUGUCGACGUGGAUGGCCUCUCUGAGGAGCAGCUGAGGCAGGAGCUAAGACAGGCCCAGGAGCAGAAUGCGAGCCUGCGGCAGGCGCUUUCCCGGGAGCACACUCGGCGCAAGGCGGCCGUCGACGCACUCAUGAGCAGCCCGGCGCGCCAGUGACUCACCGUCAAGUAACUGCUGACUCGAGCCUACUCAUCGUCCCAAAAUGGGCCCCAACAUCAGCAUGUGGCAGGGCCUGAGCGCGUGCAGUCAUACACAGCGUGCAUGCUCAC
This is a messenger RNA of Coccomyxa subellipsoidea C-169, 785 nucleotides long. RefSeq lists its product as hypothetical. Lineage: Eukaryota; Viridiplantae; Chlorophyta; Trebouxiophyceae; Coccomyxaceae. Bases 49 to 672 code for a protein of 207 amino acids. The record is from RefSeq and is a predicted model, not a curated record. The transcript is spliced from 5 exons.